Molecule: messenger RNA, 996 nt
Organism: Fusarium keratoplasticum
Lineage: Eukaryota; Fungi; Ascomycota; Sordariomycetes; Hypocreales; Nectriaceae
Exons: 1
Coding region: 1-996 (331 amino acids)
Source: RefSeq, a predicted model, not a curated record
AUGACAUCGACAGCCUCCAGAUACGCAGCUGCACACCUCAAACCCAACGGCCCUGGCGAUGCACGACCUACCGCCCUGCAAAUUGUCAAAGAUGAGAAGAGAGAAAACGCCCUAAAUGGCAAGGUAGUCCUCAUCACCGGCUGCUCAUCCGGACUUGGUAUCGAAACGGCACGGGCUAUGAAGGCCACGGGUGCAACCAUCUUCGUCACGGCCCGCAACCUAGAAAAGGCGAGAACUGCGCUAGGUGACGUUCUUGACCAUGUUCAAGUUCACCUGCUUCAACUUGAUCUGGAGUCUUUCGAGAGUGUCCGGGCCUGCGUCGCCGAGGUCAAAGCCAAAACCAACAAGCUCAACAUUCUGAUUGGGAAUGCCGGAAUACGUCACGUUCCCAAGGGAAGGACCGAAGACGGUUUCGAACUCCAUUGGGGUACCAACCAUCUCUCGCACUUUCUUUUGUUCGAACUCUUGAGACCCAUGCUCUUGGAAUCCUCAACCCCUGACUUCCAGUCACGCGUUGUCAUUGUAUCGUCGACUGCGCAUAGAAACGCCCCCAUGGACUUUAGCGAUCUCAACUGGGAGAAGCGAAAAUACGAGCCUUCUCUGGCAUAUGGACAGAGUAAGCUAGCAAAUGUUUACACAGCUAGCGAGAUCGAGCGGCGCUACGGGUCACAGGGUCUGCACGCCUGGAGUGUGCACCCCGGAGGCAUCAGAACAGGUCUCCAGAAGCCCAAUCUACAUGAUGCUCUGAUCUUCUUGAAAUCCGGGGUUAUGGCUACACUCAGGUCAAUGAUGAGCCCGGAGCAGGGUGCGUCCACGUCGGUCUGGGCGGCCGUUAGCCGGGAGCUUGAAGGUCGAGGGGGAAAGUACCUGGAACGGAACCGCAUUAGUGAGCCGAGGAAAGGUGAGAGUGUGAUUGAGGCUGGCCAUGCCGAGUGGGCGUACGAUGAGGAGAAGGCAAAGAAGUUGUACGAAAUUUCUCUCGCAUCGGUGCAAUAG